Mytilus trossulus (common blue mussel) is the source of this 1958-nucleotide messenger RNA. RefSeq lists its product as uncharacterized. The transcript has 5 exons. The record is from RefSeq and is a predicted model, not a curated record. Gene Ontology annotation, cellular component: nucleus. The coding region runs from base 245 to 1390 and encodes 381 amino acids. Gene Ontology annotation, biological process: regulation of transcription by RNA polymerase II; cell differentiation. Gene Ontology annotation, molecular function: sequence-specific DNA binding; DNA-binding transcription factor activity, RNA polymerase II-specific. Lineage: Eukaryota; Metazoa; Mollusca; Bivalvia; Mytilida; Mytilidae.
GACGGUAGUAUACGUUCACAUCGAUCCAUCAAAAUUCACACGUUGUUAUCUGAUUGGCUGAUUGCAUUUUGCGGUCAUCCAAUCAAAUUUAUGCAUAUAUAAUGAGUCGGGAAAAAUAAGAAUAAAAUGAACUUGGGCACCCAUCAAUGAGUGAUUAAUUAUUGAGCCUUAAGGCAAGCUAGUACAACUAAACAUCUUUUAUAACAGUUUAUCUUGAGAUAUAUGAUUUUAAAACUUAAUAAAAAUGGCAUUUAUCAAUUCAUCCCCUGAAUGCAGAGGAAGUGAUUAUAAUUUUUUCGGUUUGGAAGAAGAACAAGGAUUUGAAGGAUUAAAUAUUGAACAAAUUGUGCCAGACUUGGAAAAUAUUGUGCCGACUUUAGAUGUGCAGACUUUAUACGAAAACAAUAAUUCGAAACUGCCGCUUUGUCAAAAGAAGGGAGAUAAAUGUGAUACUGAACAAAGGCGAACAUACAGUCCUAGAUUAAGUGAAGUUAUCGAGUACAUCUCAGAUCAGUGCACAGAUACAGAUAGCUCAUAUACAGAUGUAUUCCAAGAAAUAAAAGAAAACAGCUCGACAAAUAUUCAGGAUUUCAAAGAGACAGUCUCUGCUGUUGACGAGAAAGAAACUAUGUUUAAGAUUUAUUUGAAGAAGUUGAUGAAUCACAUUAAUUGUGGAGGUCAAAUAAAACUAUGGCAGUUUUUGUUGGAACUGCUUACCGAUGACGAAUGUGUUGAUUGUAUCCGAUGGGAAGGUACUGACGGUGAAUUCCGAAUGGUAGAUCCAGAUGCUGUUGCUAGGCGAUGGGGACAACGUAAAAACAAACCGACAAUGAGCUACGAUAACAUGAGCAGAGCAUUGAGAUUUUACUAUGAUAAAUUCAUAUUGAACAAAGUGUCCGGAAAACGUCAUACUUAUAGAUUUAACUUUGGUGCUAUCAUGCAGAUGAUGAAAUCAUCCUCUACUCAAGGUCAAACAGACUUCUAUGGUUUGAUCAACGCUUACGGUGCUUCACAAUCAAACAAAACAUUACAGUGCUUGCAGACGAGAACGUCUUUCGAACAGAAUCCAGUGUGUAACAGGACCGAAAAUGUUUUUGCAAUUAAAACUGAGCCUCAGGACAAUUAUAAAAGUUGUGCUUACAGUAAUGCAAUGGUGCUAAACAAUUUAUCGUAUCAAGAACAGGUAUUACCGUAUCAGUAUUUAUCAAACAAUUUCGAUUCGUAUCCAGAACUGCAAUAUGACGAUGUGUCAUCGUAUAAAAUAGACUUAGAACGGGAGAAAAUGUCUCAAUUGUACUGCCAACCACGAUACCAACCAUACCGCCGUCAACCCAACAACACAGCAAAUAGAGCAAGUAGUUAUAUCAACGAUGGCUACCUUAUUUGUUGACUUUCGAAGUUUUUUUUCUCCAUGAACAAUUUUCUUUACGGGAUCUUUAAUAUAAAAGUAUACAGCCAUGCUGUUUUAUAUAAUCAAGACUUUACAAAGUACGAUAGUAUGAGGUAAUGUGUGCUUUUUUGUGUUUGUGUUUGAAAGAGUGAAAUGAAAACUGUGUGAAACAAUUACCCCAGAUGCCAGUCAUCAUAUUGAAGACGGUCUUAGACCGUUGACUUACAUUUUUUUCUAUGCUUCAUUAUUUCUUCAUGAUUCAAGAAUAAUUGAACAGUUGCAAGUUAUCCCCUUCAUUAUUUGUUUUCAUGUUGGAUACCAAUUUUUAAGGUAUUUUUAAUUUUACCAUUUUGUUACCAUCGCUUAUUUAUAUCAUUUAAUGACAAUAUUUAUUUAUUCUAUUUUUGUUACUGUACAGAAUUUGUAGUAAUUUAUUUUGUUGGACCGGGCGCUGGUCGUCAUUUUAUGGUUCAUUAGUUUGAGAAAUCCUCUGUAUAUUUUUAUAAAUAUUUUCUUAUUGUGGUCUGUGACCAGCUUGUAACAAGAGAAAAAUAAAAUAUGAAAAGAA